AUGACCCGAGCCGAGGCUCUUGGCGAAUCCGAGCUUCGAUCUCAGCUCAGAGCAUCCAGGACAGAAAUCGCUAUGGCCGUCCAUGACCCAUUCCCGCUGCUGUAUGGUUUGGCGGAUCACCAGAUCAUCUCUGACCGACUCCUUGAGGAAACUCUGUCGAGGAAGAAGAAAGAUGGAAUCCAUAAGGCGGUGUAUUCCCUCCUGACCUGGUUGCUGGAGCAGAACUCCUCCGUCCUUCAGGCCUUCUGGAACAUUCUGUCCAAAGAGUACAACCAGGAAAGUUACCCCAAACUGCAGAACCUCUUCGCUAAUUUACCUGAAGGUCUGAGUCUGGGGAUGAGACGUGUUAGAAGUCCUCCACUUGAGCUGCAGAAUCGCACACAGACCAGCAGGAAGAGGACAAUCGGUGACAAACAGCUGCCACUUCGUUCCCCGAGUUACGGCAAGAAAGCUCUUCACAUCCGCUCAGUAGGUAAAGGAAAGCCCCUGAGGAAGACUGACAGCGCAUCUCUGUCUCAGGUGUCCGUGAGCAAUGGCGUGCAGUCGGUGUCCACGUCUGUCCAACGCGCUGUCACUCUGUCUGCUGGAGAACCUCCUAUGGAGGAGAUACUCAUCCAACAAGUCAUUGAGAGUGGAGGAGCAAAAAAGUGCUUUAAGGUCGGAGGAGAGUUUUAUUCCUCUACGUUGGAGGAGACGGCGAGUGGUCACAUGACCCAGAUGGGACACAGUCACCAGCAGGGGGAGACACAGACCCGAGUGAUGGAUGUAGAGCGUAAUGAUGAUGAGUGUGCAGUGUGUGAUGGUGGUGAGCUGAUAUGCUGUGAUGGAUGUCCUCGGGCCUUUCAUCUUACCUGCCUGGUGCCUCCUCUCACCUCCAUCCCCAGUGGCUCGUGGCGCUGCAGGGUGUGUAGUGGCAGCAGAGCGAUGGCUGAGAAGACCUACCAUCAUGUUCCUCCUCCUUCACCUCCUCCCCCUCCUCUGACCGAAAGCAGCUCCAACUCCACAGUGGACUUCUCCUUCUUCUCCUCCACCUCACUCUCCACACUCACAAGCAGUACGAGCACACAGCCUGCAGCGUUCCAGACCCAAGACUCAGAGAUGGUGGGCAUCAGGAAGUGGUGUGGGAUUUGUCACCUGAGUCGAGGAGAGCUGGUGGUCUGUCCUGAGUGUCUGCAGAGCUUCCACACUCAGUGCAACUUCUCCAAUGGGAGAGCGAGGUGCAGGACGUGUUCACGCUCUUGGGUGUCAACAGAGACCGAGGCAGCAUCCAGAGCUGUGCAGGUGGUUCAGCGUUGUACAGAUCAGGGAUCUGCUCACUCCGAACAGCAGAAUCUGAACAAAGACGAGCUGGACUCAUAUGUAGGGGAGACUUCCAUCGAUGGGAUCCUGCAGUGGGCUUUUCAAAACAUUUCUCGACCGCUCUCUGAGUCUCAGGGGUACUUCCAGUGACUUCAUAAUACCACCUGUAAGACCUGAUGAUCUACAAAGCAGGACAUAUUAG
Silurus meridionalis is the source of this 1501-nucleotide messenger RNA. RefSeq names its product autoimmune regulator (gene aire). Gene Ontology annotation, biological process: regulation of transcription by RNA polymerase II; humoral immune response. The transcript is spliced from 14 exons. The record is from RefSeq and is a predicted model, not a curated record. Gene Ontology annotation, molecular function: DNA binding; translation regulator activity; DNA-binding transcription factor activity, RNA polymerase II-specific. Bases 1 to 1449 code for a protein of 482 amino acids. NCBI's taxonomy places the organism in Eukaryota, Metazoa, Chordata, Actinopteri, Siluriformes, Siluridae. Gene Ontology annotation, cellular component: nucleus; cytoplasm.